Boleophthalmus pectinirostris (great blue-spotted mudskipper) is the source of this 2261-nucleotide messenger RNA. It is a transcript of the gene sgo1, whose product is annotated as shugoshin 1. NCBI's taxonomy places the organism in Eukaryota, Metazoa, Chordata, Actinopteri, Gobiiformes, Gobiidae. The coding region runs from base 158 to 2038 and encodes 626 amino acids. The record is from RefSeq and is a predicted model, not a curated record. The transcript is spliced from 10 exons. Gene Ontology annotation, cellular component: chromosome, centromeric region; nucleus. Gene Ontology annotation, biological process: meiotic chromosome segregation.
CACUAUUCGAACGUCAACUGACUGCGGGAGGCGGAUGAGUGCCACUAAAUACUUUUGUUUUGGUCUUUAAAAAGGCGCAGCGACAUAUUUCCUCCGACACAUUUAAUAUCUUUACCAUCGGACUUGUAACAACGCAAUCUGUCACAGAUUCUGAGACAUGGCAAAAGAACGGGCGAAGAAAAAGUCGUUCCAGGAAAGUCUGGAAGAAAUAAAAGAUAAAAUGAAGGAGAAGAGGACCAAACGCUUGGCCAGCGUCUCAGCCCCAAACCGAGGACGAUCACGGAUGAUUACCAAAUGCAAUGGUACCAGCUCUACAAACACAAUUCUGAUAGGAGUCCAACAGAACAACAAAGCGCUGGCGGUCGCGCUGCAGGCUGAGAAAGAGAAGGUGAGGCAGGCCACUGCUGUGAUUCUGCAGCUGAAGAGGGAACAGCAAGCUCUGUUUCUUCACUUGCUUCUGCUCAAGAAGAAACUCAAGGAUCAGGAGGCUCUGGCUGCAAACUCCUUAGGGAACUCUUUGAACAACAUUGUUUCAGCCACAACAGAAUCACAAAGGAAGAAACAUAAUGAUAACAGCGUUGUUGAGACUCCUCCACAAAAAAGUUCCCCUCUGUGUGCAGAAGGUAAACCAGCCAAGCUGCCCUCGACUGUGGGUGUCAGACGUCGUCAGAUGGACAGAAGCAGCAGCAGGAGACGUUCUGACCGCCUGCAGGAACACAACAUGAGAGAGGACCCCAGGGCUUGUUUAGAGACUCUAACAGCCAGUCCCAUUUGCAGUGAUGAUACAAACCACAAACAAACGCAUCAGUCUGAAGAGCCAGUGAUAGAAGAACCUGAUGAAGAGUUUCAGCACUCAACACCUGAACCUGCUCCAGCCAAAAGCACCAAGCAACCACAACCUGGCAGGAAACAGCAGACCAGAACCAAAACAGAGUUGAAGAAACUAGAUCGGGGGCGUAAAGUGGAGCGAGGUCCUUUGAAGAAGCCGUGGGAAAAUCCAAAACCAAGAGCCCGGUCCAAGAGUCGGGACCGUUCUGCCACACGCUCCAAAACUGCACCUGUACCACAAAACAAGCUCAAUACUUCGCUGGGAUUCAAUGACACAUUUGACUUUGACUGUGAGGAAGCUGUCCAUGUUACCCCCUUUAAAGCGAAAGCAGAAGAUGAAGAGCCAGAAACAACUGUUUGUAAAGAACCACCUGAAGAGCCACCUGUUGAGUCCAGAGGGAAGGAUUCACUAUCAUCGCCUUCUUCUGAAUCUGAGGACAGUCUGUAUGUCCCACAGAAAAGCAGGAAAAAACAGGCAUCACCUGAAAACACCAAGGUCAUGAACACACGCAGAGGCAGACGAUCUAGAAGAGUUGCAGUGUACAAUGAAAAUGUCCCUCCACAUAAAGAGUUUAGUGUUUUCAGAGAUGAGGACUCAAGCCCCAAGGUUGAGAGGUCUAAUAAAGAGGAAAUCCCGGAAUGGAAAUCUCCUGAACAAGAAACAGUUUAUGAAGGAAAUCAAAUGGAUUCCCAUGAAGCUGACAUUGAGGAGCGGUGCCUGGCCCCAGUCAGCCCAUUGGUUGAAGCUGAAAUUAAGAGAAUUGACGACGUGCUUUCAACUUUUGGAGAAUCUUCUAAUGACAAUUCUCCACUCCUACCUGACCAGACGCCACAGAGAGCAAAGUCAUGCAAGAAACGUGGGCUUGUUGUGAGGCCUGCGGGGCGAGGCUUGAGUCUGUGUGAUGUGACCAAUCUGUCCCCUGCAGCCUGGAAGUUUCAGCGUGGGGGGUCCCGCCUCUCAGAAGUCCGCUGCUCCACUCCAGCUCAGGGCCCAGCUCGCAAACGCCGCUGCACCAUGACUGUGGACUACAAGGAGCCCUCCCUCAGCGCGAAACUACGGCGAGGAGACAAGUUCACAGAUGUGGAGUUCCUACGUUCACCUAUUUUUAAGCAGAAGUCUGGAAGAAGAUCCAUUCAAAAAUCAAGAAGCUCCAUUAAAAUGCAGCAGCCUUUUGAAAAAUAUAAUGAGUCAUUUGUUGGCUGUCGAUAAAAGCAGCUGCUACCUCCAUGGAGGUUUUAGCAUCACCUGUUUUAAUAUUUUAAUUUCAAUCUUUAAUGUGACAACUCUUUUAAAAAGUGUAUCAUUACAUGUAUUUGAUGGUGUGCAUUUGUCGUUGUUUUUCAAUGCAGUUAUUAUGAUCUCCUGUUGGUCUGAGAGGACAUGUAAAAUAAAUGAAGUUUUGAUAAACAAUAAAUAAGUGCUUUUAAGUGUA